AUGUCUAGGCAUGACCAAAACACACUAACCAGGCAACAAUGGGUAAUGCCCAGCGGCGGCGGCAAUCUCGAAUCGCUCAAACUGCAGUGUAAUCAUAUUCAUAAACCUGGUUAUGGAGAAGUCUGUGUUAAAGUGGAAGUGGUGGGUCUAAACUUUGCGGAUAUCUUCACGGGCUUUGGUCUGUACUCACCGAUAAGUUCGGGCGAAAUAAGUGGCAGUAUUGUACCCGGACUUGAGUUUUCCGGUGUAGUGCAACAUGUGGGACAG
Molecule: messenger RNA, 267 nt
Organism: Sphaeroforma arctica JP610
Lineage: Eukaryota; Ichthyosporea; Ichthyophonida
Exons: 1
Source: RefSeq, a predicted model, not a curated record